GCCCCACGGAUGUUGAUUGAACACGAUUGAAAGAGAGCAUCCAAGGUGCUGCAUUUAAAGCCAGACCUAACUACGGAGGUGUGUCGAUGACAAACCUAACAACCUAAAUCUUUCCGGACAGAUGACGUCCGACGUCAACUAAAUCAAGCCUGGAGUUCUGUCCAGGCCGGAUUCUUCACUUUCGCUCGGCUCAAACAUGGCUCUAUCAUUCCUUUUGGUCUUGGCAGCAACAGUGAUUCUUAUCAGACCGGAGACACCCGUAACCAAGGCUCUACGUCAUAACUCACUUGAGUGCUGCAGUGACAAACAGAGGACAAAUAGCUCGUGUUCAAAUGAUACUCAUUGCGAACCAGGCUGCUUCUUCCGUGUCCUCGAGGGCAGCAACACUGUUUGCAUAUUGUGUGAGCCUGCCGCCAUAGACUCGGAGAAUGUAACGAGCUGCACCUACAACUACACGAUGGACAGGAGAAACCAUACAACGGUCACAACUGUAAUGCCUAAAAUUGUAUUCCCCUUUAAAUGUUCCAGUGAAGAACAGAAUGAUCGAUUGUCAAUUCCCAAUGCAUUACCUGAAGGUGGCGCAGGCGUGGCCGUCUCCCUGCUUUUUGGAACGCUGUUGAUCAGCCUGUUCUUGAUCCUCUCUGUUGCCUCCUUCUUCUACCUCAAGCGCUCCCAUCGACUUCCAAAUAUCUUCUACCGUCGCAACAAGGCCUUUAUAUUCCAACCAAGUGAGACGGCUGUGAUGAUUCCUUCCUCUACAGCGAGAAAGCAACGAUACGUCAGACGGGAGCGUCCCCCUGCCACAUCAAGUAGCAACAUCACACCCACCGCAUCCACCACGAGGGUCUACAACGUUUAGAAGGAACGAGCCAACGUGAGAGUUUGUCAUCGAAAGAUGUCACGUUUUGACUUCUUGGGAGCCAAAUUUGUACUGGAGCUGUUUUUAUUCCAUGUUGCCUCAUGACGAAAUAGUGUCCGUUGUCACACUCCUUCCGUGAAAUGAGGCGCAUACAAAAUGAGUAGCAUCAUUGGUCCGCUUUUAUUCUAAGCCGUGCUAGUUUUUGUCACGCUCGAUUUUGACGUUUUUAUUCGUAAUUGCUGCAGUGCCACAUGUGUAUGUACUAUUAUUUAAGUUAACCCUUUUGGGGGGAGUUGGGGGGGCAAUAUUUGUAUAUCUUCAAAAUACAUGUAUACUGCAGUAGCUGAGAAGCAAGACAUCUCAAUCAUUCCAAAACAACUUCCACGAUCGUCACUGUAUCGGUCGCAUUUUUUUUUUUUUCUUCAUGAUCGCAACGACAUUGUGACAUUGACGUUACAGUAAUCGCUUUCACAUGACACAUAUGAGGCGUCCCCGAUGAAACAGCCAAGCGACAGAUUGGAUUUGUGUGUAUUCAUCAGUUUGAGGGCUCAUGUGCAGCGAGCCAGUGACCUCGUUGGCUGAUGGUGACAAAGCAUCAUCAUCGUAAAAGCCCAGUGACAUCUGGGCUAUUCUUUCGAGGUGUGUGUGCGUGUGCGUGUGUGUGUGUGUGUGUGUGUGUGUGUGUGUGUGUUUACACUGUAGUUUGGUUUGCAGUACUCUACUUUGCUAUCUUUGACCACAUGAGUGACAUUUUUUUUGUAUUUAUUAUUUGUAUCCAAACUGAAUGUAUUUUCCUCAUACAAGCCAGACAUCACAGUUCGGUGUGUAUGCGCAGUGUCGCAGAAAAUAAUUUUAAUCAUGGUCUAAUUUUUGAACUGGCGGUAUCUUUUAGCUGGAAAUUAAACAGGAAAAUUGCUGAAGACUGUGAGAUCAUUUGCAAAGAAAAACAAAUAGUUCCAUGUUCCGAAUGAGUCGCACGCCCUUUGAAUCCAAUGUUCUGAAUGGUUAAUUCAAAUGCUUAGCCUAACAUCGCGCAUUAAAAUGUUGCCAAGAUAACCAAUAGUAUUUUAAAAAUGUAACGUUAACAUAUAUUUUGCCGCCUUUGUUAUUGUCCUAUUCAGAAGACGCACAUUCGACAAAUAAAAGGAAACAGCUCACUGCCAAUUAGCAAAAUAUGAAUAAUUCUGGGCUUACGAUCCAUACAUUUAAAAAAAUUUUUUUAAAAAGAAACAAUUAUUUUAACUCAGAGAAUUCUCUUUCACAGAGAAAGACCCCCCAACGUAGAAUGAAGAAAAUGUUUGAUGUAGAAUAACAAAGUCUUAGUGCACUUUAUCAGCAAAUGUCAGGCCAGUUUUUUUUUUUUAAAUCAAGAUGCUUCAGGAGAAGAUGUUGCUAACUUUUUUGUUAAAUUGUAUAUUUAUAGAUACUCUUCAUUAUUAAAUCCAGCAUAUACUUGUUUGCCAAAAGUUAUCGAACAAAUCGAUUGCGAUGACGACUGUGCCAUGAAGAGCUUUAAAUGUUGGAUUCGUAGUUCAUGCAUUUAUCCUAUCCGGUGGCCUUUUGCUUUCUGCACCACCUUCAAAAUAAGGCUGCUCUGCAAGUUUCAUUCAUGACAUGUUCACAUUUUGAAUAGACUUGAGGUUUGAACGCGCACAUGUGACGCAAGCUGAACUAAAUAAAUCACUUUAGAAACAAGAAGCGGUCACAUGACUCGCCAUGUCGCCUCGUGUGUUUGACAAUUGUGAGCGCAAUACAUGCACACGUUGUUUUAUACAAAUGAUCUAUUGUUUUGUUACCGUCUACUCGUGACGCGUGGAGCACGGCUGUGGCGGCGAGAUGAAUGUUUGCGAGAAAUAAAGCACCUUCCAGGAA
Messenger RNA from Hippocampus comes (tiger tail seahorse), 2731 nucleotides. RefSeq names its product chromosome unknown C1orf159 homolog (gene cunh1orf159). The transcript has 10 exons. The record is from RefSeq and is a predicted model, not a curated record. NCBI's taxonomy places the organism in Eukaryota, Metazoa, Chordata, Actinopteri, Syngnathiformes, Syngnathidae. The coding region runs from base 197 to 859 and encodes 220 amino acids.